CCUAUCUUUAUCCUCCUUUCUUUCCCACGUCUUCCCUUCCUUCCCUUCUCUUCUGAGUCCUCUACUCUGGACUCCUGUCUGUAAAGUCCUUCGUCCCUCUCCCCAUCUUUUUCUCUCAUUUUUUUCACUGUCUUUCCCCCUAUUCCCGAGAGCCAAUGCAAGACAUCGGCCCCGAUUAAACGACGGCUUGAGACUCACGGUGCACGAGGGGGGAUCGACACGGAGCAGUGAUGGAGAGCACCCCCUCAAGGGGUGGACUGAACCGAGUACACCUACAAUGCAGGAAUCUGCAGGAAUUCCUAGGGGGCCUGAGCCCUGGGGUGUUGGAUCGAUUGUAUGGGCACCCUGCCACCUGUCUGGCUGUCUUCAGGGAGCUCCCAUCUUUGGCUAAGAACUGGGUGAUGCGGAUGCUCUUUCUGGAGCAGCCUUUGCCGCAAGCUGCUGUAGCCCUGUGGGUGAAGAAGGAAUUCAGCAAAGCUCAGGAGGAAAGUACAGGGCUGCUGAGCAGCCUCCGUAUCUGGCACACGCAGCUGCUCCCUGGUGGUCUCCAGGGCCUCAUCCUCAAUCCCAUCUUCCGCCAGAACCUCCGCAUUGCCCUCCUGGGUGGGGGCAAGGCCUGGUCUGAUGACACAAGUCAGCUGGGACCAGACAAGCAUGCCCGGGAUGUCCCCUCACUUGACAAGUACGCAGAAGAGCGAUGGGAGGUGGUCCUGCACUUCAUGGUGGGCUCCCCCAGUGCAGCCGUCAGCCAGGACCUGGCUCAGCUCCUCAGCCAGGCUGGGCUCAUGAAGAGUACUGAACCUGGAGAGCCGCCCUGCAUUACUUCUGCUGGCUUCCAGUUCCUGUUGCUGGACACCCCUGCCCAGCUCUGGUACUUUAUGUUGCAGUAUCUGCAGACAGCCCAGAGUCGGGGUAUGGACCUAGUGGAGAUUCUCUCCUUCCUCUUCCAGCUCAGCUUCUCUACUCUGGGCAAGGAUUACUCUGUAGAAGGUAUGAGUGAUUCUCUGUUGAACUUCCUGCAACAUCUACGUGAGUUCGGGCUUGUUUUCCAGAGGAAGAGGAAGUCUCGGCGUUACUACCCCACGCGCCUGGCCAUCAAUCUCUCGUCAGGUGUUUCAGGGGCUGGGGGCACUGCGCAUCAGCCGGGCUUCAUUGUCGUGGAAACCAAUUACCGACUGUAUGCCUACACGGAGUCAGAGCUGCAGAUUGCCCUCAUCGCCCUCUUCUCUGAGAUGCUCUAUCGCUUCCCCAACCUGGUGGUGGCACAGGUGACCCGGGAGAGCGUGCAGCAGGCCAUUGCCAGUGGCAUCACAGCCCAGCAGAUCAUCCAUUUCCUAAGGACAAGGGCCCACCCAGUGAUGCUUAAACAGACACCGGUGCUGCCCCCCACCAUCACUGACCAGAUCAGGCUGUGGGAGCUGGAAAGAGACAGACUCCGGUUCACCGAGGGCGUCCUGUAUAACCAGUUCCUGUCGCAAGUGGACUUCGAGCUGCUGCUGGCCCACGCGCGGGAGCUGGGCGUGCUGGUGUUCGAGAAUUCGGCCAAGCGGCUCAUGGUGGUGACGCCGGCCGGGCACAGCGACGUCAAGCGCUUCUGGAAGCGGCAGAAGCACAGCGCCUGAGGAAGCGGGCGGACCGGACCGGACCUGGGCUGGGCGGGGCGGGCCAAGCCGGCUGUGGCCUCAGAACUCAGGCGUUUUUUAUUUACACGUGGGGACUCUUGUUUAAUAAAGUUGUGGAAGUCA
This is a messenger RNA of Diceros bicornis minor, 1745 nucleotides long. RefSeq names its product general transcription factor IIH subunit 4 (gene GTF2H4). Gene Ontology annotation, cellular component: transcription factor TFIIH core complex; transcription factor TFIIH holo complex. Bases 231 to 1622 code for a protein of 463 amino acids. Lineage: Eukaryota; Metazoa; Chordata; Mammalia; Perissodactyla; Rhinocerotidae. Gene Ontology annotation, molecular function: double-stranded DNA binding; ATPase activator activity. Gene Ontology annotation, biological process: nucleotide-excision repair. The transcript has 14 exons. The record is from RefSeq and is a predicted model, not a curated record.